UUUUCUCACACAAGUCCCCUAAACUACUCCCCUCCCCCCCCUAUAAAGAACAUAACUUGUUGUUCUCAUUGGAUCAUAUACUUACACACACACACACACACAUACACCCACAUAUAUAUAUAUAUAUAUAUAUAUAAAGAGUUGUGUGAUAUAUCAUCAAUGGCGAAGUGGGUGUGUUUGGUUCUUAUCGGUUUUCUUGUUUCGGCUAUGGUGGCUGAGUGUACUUCUCGUCCUGUGGAAAGAAAGGACCUGGGGAUCGACCUGGGUGGCGUUGGAGUCGGGUUGGGUAUUGGACUUGGUUUAGGGCUUGGUGGAAGUGGUUCGGGUUCGGGUGCAGGAGCUGGGUCUGGAUCCGGGUCUGGUUCGAGUUCGUCUUCCAGUUCGUCGUCUUCAUCGUCCAGUUCGAGUUCCGGGUCGGGUGGAGGUGCAGGGUCAGAAGCAGGGUCGGAGGCAGGCUCUUCUGCCGGGUCAAGGGCCGGGUCUGGAUCCGGUAACAGGCAUGGUUAGGGAAUAUUCACAUCAUUUUGUUGGACCAUAUGAAUUUAUGAAUAAAUUAAUAAGCAUAUGGUGGAUUUGUCUUUUUAAUUAGUCUGUCGUGUAUUGUGUUUCUUUUAUUCCCUGUAAUAAUCCAUAUGGGAAAAUUAUUGAAAAAAAAGCAAAAUAUUUUUCUUAAUAUAU
Messenger RNA from Carica papaya (papaya), 678 nucleotides. Its product is annotated as glycine-rich protein. Lineage: Eukaryota; Viridiplantae; Streptophyta; Magnoliopsida; Brassicales; Caricaceae. The record is from RefSeq and is a predicted model, not a curated record.